Molecule: messenger RNA, 2100 nt
Organism: Talaromyces marneffei
Lineage: Eukaryota; Fungi; Ascomycota; Eurotiomycetes; Eurotiales; Trichocomaceae
Exons: 4
Coding region: 1-2100 (699 amino acids)
Biological process (GO): DNA-templated transcription; positive regulation of transcription by RNA polymerase II
Molecular function (GO): DNA-binding transcription factor activity, RNA polymerase II-specific; zinc ion binding; sequence-specific DNA binding
Source: RefSeq, a predicted model, not a curated record
AUGACAGAAAACCUUCGAUUAACUGCGGGGUCUCCCUCACCGUUGCCUAUAGGAUUCAAUUCUAAGAAAAGGAGCAGAACAGCGUGCACUCGCUGCAAGGACAAGAAACAGAGGUGUGAUGGCAAUUAUCCCGUCUGUGGAAAUUGUCAAAAGGUAGUUGCAGAAUGUGACCUACAUGUCAUUCGUGCCGAUGACCGAUUGGUAGAGGAGUAUAUCAAAGCGCUGGAAGACCGAGUCGCAGAACUUGAGAUUAGAUUAGAUUCCUCUUCCACCACCACCACCACCACCACAGAGACCCCUUCGGCAAACCAACAAGACAUAACAAUACAAUCCCAAGCAGCACAGAGAAAUGCUCUUGGCGAAAUAGCUGAGUUCUUGACUCUUGGCCAUUUCGAAGGACCGGCCUAUGUAGGCUCGUCAUCGGGACUUUCAUUAGCGCUCAAUCUGAGGGAAAUGGUUCAGGCAUCCGUUUGGAACAAGGCCUUGGCUACAACGGAUGCUGCCGAAGAUGGGUCAAACGUAUCAACUCCAGAGACGGGCCCUUUCCCCAUCGAUACCCGUGUCAGAGAUGACAGUAUUCGCAUGAGACCCUUGACACUGGAGGAAAUUCGGAAAAAGAGUGCCGGCCCUCCAUCAGAAGAAGAAGGGUUAAGAUUUAUAUCAGCGUACUUUACACGGGUUGCAACGCGGUAUCCAUUUAUGGACUGGGAAGAGAUGGAAAAGCUACAUUCGGACCGGCUUAGGCUUUCUACUAGCAACAACUUGUCGAGACGGGAAAAAUUUGGGACGUUCAAACUAUAUCUUGUGUAUGCCAUUGGAUCUAGUUUGCUUGCUUUGACGGAAAAGGAUUUUGCAUCAUCGUCCUCCUCAGAGAGUCUAUAUAUGACGGCUCUACAGCACAUUUCUGCAGCUCGAGAGUCGCGGUCCAUACACAAUAUCGAAGCCAUGACGCUACUUGUGAUCUACCAUCUACGAUCCAGUGCAAGUAGCCACGGUUUAUGGUACAUGAUUGGUUUGGCGAUGAGAACAUGCAUUGAUCUUGGACUGCAUCGGAAGAACAAGGAGAUCAAUCGAGAUUCAAUAACUAGCCAACGCUAUCGCACUCUUUUCUGGACUGUAUACUCACUUGAACGUACAAUCUCAAUCUCCCUCGGACGUCCAGUCAGCAUUGCUGACCGACACAUUGAUGUUGAGCUCCCAGAUGUGAUUGGAUCAACUGCAAUGAAUCGGAAUCCGGAAACAUCAUUUGUCAAGAAUAGCAAAAGUCAAAGUAAUGCGAUGGCGAUCCAUCUUUUCCGCAUCCACAUCCUCGAAUCUCGAAUGCAUCACUCAAUCUACCGAACGGACAAACCCCUAUCCGAACUUUGUCAAAAACUAACUCGUCACUAUCAUGAAUUCGAGGCAUGGAAAAUGGACUUGCUUCGCUCAUUCCCAGAUGUUGAUCUGGACUAUCCGAUUCUCUACUAUCAUCGCGCAAUCCGUCUGCUUCUUCAGCCAUUUCUCAGCAUUCUACCUUGCACAGAUCCGUAUUAUACAAGCUGUCUCGAAUCCGCGCUGGAAAUUUGUCACAUCCACAAACGGCUUCAUCAGACACUUGACUAUGGCCACUCUUUUAUUGCCGUGCAGACUGUUUUUGUAGCAGGUGUCACCUUACUUUUCUGUGUCUGGACCAAGACAUCUACCGUCUGGUCUGUCAAAGUUAGUAAUGGUAUUCGUGCUUGUUCUAAUGUACUCUUCGUCAUGGGCGAGCGAACUAUGUGGGUCAAGAAAUAUCGUGAUGCUUUUGAGUUGUUGACAAAUGCAACGAUGGAGAAAUUGCAGGGCAACUUGAAAGAACAGGCAGGUAUAUUAGAGACAGCGCUGAGUGUUUCCGGGUACGAUCAUAAUCAUCGACAUCAUCAUCAGCAUUAUCAUCAGGCAACACACUACGAUGAUGUACGGAAUCGCAGGUUUGAAGAAUAUUCGCAAUCGGGUCGAGGAGAUUCGGGCGCGAUGCAGAUCAUCAAUGAACUGGCGAGCUGGAUUGACCAGGAUGGUCACUCGGUCUGGAUGCCUGACUUUGAAUCUUUACAGGGUGGAACGGGUCACCUAGGAUUCUAA